AACCCUUCUUCACACACCAAGUAGAAUUUGCAUAAACAAAACACUAUUUCCCUUGUUAGCAAAUACUCAUCUUAAAACUAGCUCAUUCAAAAAUGGUGAAGGUAGCAUUGUUGGUAGUAAUGUGCAUUGCAGCAGCAACGUCUGUAAUGCUAACUCCUCAUGCAGAUGCUGCCAUCUCAUGUGGGCAAGUUGUUACGAGGUUGUCACCUUGCAUCAACUACGUGAGGCAAGGUGGAGCUCUUCCAGCACCAUGCUGCAGUGGGAUUAAGGCCCUCAACAACCAAGCUACCACCACUCCUGAUCGCCAGGCGGCGUGUAACUGUAUUAAAUCUGCUGCUGCAAGCAUCAGUGGCAUCAACUUCAAUCUUGCUGGUAGUCUCCCUAGCAAAUGUGGUGUCAACCUUCCCUACAAGAUUAGCCCUUCCAUUGACUGCUCCACGGUGCAGUAAGAUUUGUGAGUGACCUUAUUAAGGGUAGCAGGAUGAAGGAUAUGGGACAUACGAGAUGGAAUAAAUAUGAUGCGUUCUUGGAGAAGAUGGAUGAAGCUUUUGUUGCAUCUUCUAAUGUUUCGAUCAUUUCUAGUUUAGUAGUACUCAUGUAUGUUCACUAUCUUUCUCUUCAAAAGAUUGUACCCUUUCAAUUUAUUGAAUACUAUGAUAUCCUGCUACUUGUAGUAA
Messenger RNA from Nicotiana tabacum (common tobacco), 677 nucleotides. RefSeq names its product non-specific lipid-transfer protein 1. The record is from RefSeq and is a predicted model, not a curated record. Gene Ontology annotation, molecular function: lipid binding. Gene Ontology annotation, biological process: lipid transport. Lineage: Eukaryota; Viridiplantae; Streptophyta; Magnoliopsida; Solanales; Solanaceae.